Messenger RNA from Photinus pyralis (common eastern firefly), 1069 nucleotides. RefSeq names its product coiled-coil domain-containing protein 124. The record is from RefSeq and is a predicted model, not a curated record. The transcript has 3 exons. Gene Ontology annotation, molecular function: transcription coactivator activity. Bases 141 to 755 code for a protein of 204 amino acids. NCBI's taxonomy places the organism in Eukaryota, Metazoa, Arthropoda, Insecta, Coleoptera, Lampyridae. Gene Ontology annotation, biological process: transcription by RNA polymerase II. Gene Ontology annotation, cellular component: nucleus.
GAUUUUCUGUAUAAGAUAUGCCCCCUAAUACUUUGAAUGUAUAGAACUUGUUGUAUCUGAUAUCCUAACCUCAUUUCAUCUAAUUGCAAAUGCAAUAAUUGUCACAAAAUACUAAACUGGUCUGCUUAUAUUAACUCACAAUGCCUAAGAAGUUUGCUGGGGAGAAUAGCAAAGCAGCCGCCGCAAAAGCGAGAAAAGCGGCAGUUAAAGAAGACGAAAAAGUGCAAAAGAAAAAGCAGGAAGAGGAACAAUAUUGGAAAGAAGAUGAUAAACAUGUCCUUAGGAAGCUACAAAGAAAGGAAGAUCAAGAGAAAAAGAAACAAUCAAUCGCUGACAAAAAAGCGGAAGUGAAAGCUUUGAUAGAACAAGAAACUGCUUCAAUUAAAAAGACCCCAAAACUUCCACCACCGCCAAAAGUCACACGGGCUCAAAUUAGUGAACAAGCAAACAUCAAACCGGUAGUGAAAGAAAAAACUGAAACUCACUUGGACGCACCACUGGAAGAGAAUAUCAACCGACUAAUACCUACUGCUGACGAAGCGCGUUCGGUCACUGAAGCUAUUGCAUUAUUGAGUACCCGAGACGAGGAAAUUGAUAAACAUCCUGAAAAGAGAAUGAAAGCAGCUUAUGUGGCUUACGAACGUCGCGAAUUAGCACUCCUUAAAGAAACUCAUCCGACACUACGUCUCUCACAGUUAAAACAAAUGGUUUUUAAGGAAUGGCAAAAAUCACCCGAAAACCCACUUAAUCAAUAGGUAACCUAGUAAUAUGCAGCUGAACAUUUAUCCUGUUAUGGAUCAUCCACAACAUUAAAAUGUACUUGGUACACUUUAUUACUGUGGAAAUCCAGUAAAAUUGUCUGGUGUUUUAUAUUUGUUUGCUUGGAUUUAAAAUGUUGCUGCAUACUGCAUAAUACAAUUGUGUCUCCCGGACCUUGUUAAGGUGCACAGUUAGGAAAGAGUUCCUAAUUUUUGGACUGUAGUUAAACAUUGUGAGUUGUAUAUAUGAAUGUUUCUUUUUUUUGUGAAAGAGUUUUGCAUAAAUAAAAUUGGCGGUGCCCAAAUUAUGC